CUCUGGCCAUCUCUCCAACUUUCACGAUUCGUCACACCUAAAAAAUGGCUUUCAAGACCAAUAUCGAUCUCUACACCGCAGGCACGCCUAACGGUCACAAAGUCCAUAUCGCAUUCGAGGAGCUGGGUUUGAAUUACAAUGUUCAUAAGAUUGAUAUCUCCAAGAACACGCAGAAAGAGGAGUGGUUUCUGAAGAUCUGCCCCAAUGGACGUAUUCCUGCCAUGGUAGAUAAGACAUCCGGUAAGGAUAAGCGUCUUUUUGAAGGUGGUGCCAUGCUGCUCUACUUGACCGAGAAAUAUGACAAGGACAACAAGAUCAGCUUCGACCAUGACAGUGAUGAGUACUGGGAGACCGUGGAGUGGAUUGUCUGGAUGCAAUCUGGACUGGGACCUAUGCAGGGUCAAGCAAACCACUUCUACAGAUACGCACCAGGGAAGAUCGAGUACGGCAUCAAUCGCUACCAGACCGAGACCAAGCGUCUGUAUCAAGUCUUGAACGACCGUCUUGCCGAUCAAGAAAAGGCCGGUCAAGGUCUAUGGCUCGUUGGUAACAAGUUCACCAUCGCAGACAUUGCUUGCUUCUCGUGGGUCAACUGGGGUGCUUGGGCUGGCAUUGAGACCAAGCCUUUCCCUGUGAUUGAGAGAUGGCUAGAUGUCAUCAAUUCGCGUCCAGCUGUUCAGAAGGGUAUCAACAUUCCCGACGAGUUCAAGUUGAAGGAAAUUAUGAGCUCAAAGGAAAAGUCCGAGGAGCAUGCUAAGAAGGCCAGCGCUUGGGUUAUGAAAGGACAGGAAGAAGAUCAGAAGAAGCAUGCCUGACUCCAUGAUCAACGAUCCAAGAUUUGAUGAUGGAAAUGCCUGACGAAUCACAAGGAGACUCGGGACAGCGAGUUGCUGGACCAAAAUUACAAACCAGAUUCCACACAUUUCGUGUAUUUGAUGAUGCCGAGUUGUGACGACGUCCUGCUCAGCUCCGGACGUCAGCUAGAAAUGGAAAUCACAUUCCAUGCUGUAAUGGUCAAAUUACUUGUAAAGCUCAUACAAAGACCUGUC
Molecule: messenger RNA, 1049 nt
Organism: Aureobasidium subglaciale EXF-2481
Lineage: Eukaryota; Fungi; Ascomycota; Dothideomycetes; Dothideales; Saccotheciaceae
Exons: 5
Coding region: 45-815 (256 amino acids)
Source: RefSeq, a predicted model, not a curated record